AUGUAUCGUAUGUCAGUCAUUACGAUGCUUUGCCCAGACUCUACGAUUCAAAAGGACAAGUGCAUCAAGAUGGCCAUUGUUCACGAUAUGGCAGAGUGCUUGGUGGGCGACAUCACCCCCCUUGACGGCGUUGAGAAAUCGGAAAAGCAUCGCCGUGAAUUAGAGUCUAUGGAGUAUUUGACCCAAACCUUACUAGCUCCGAUAUCCAAAUCCAUAGCUCGCGAGUUCAUGGAUAUUUGGGAGGAAUACGAACAGGGCCAAAGUCCAGAAGCAAUAUUUGUCAAAGACGUCGACCGCUAUGAGCUCAUUCUUCAAACAAUAGAAUAUGAAAGAGCCCACAAUCUUGAGCUUGAAGAGUUUUUCCACGUAGCAGAGCGUGUCCAGACACCCUUCAUGAAGGAUUGGGUUGCUGAAGCUUUAGACAAGAGGGCUCAUGAACUCAAACUUACCGUCGGGGGAGCAGCUAACUAG
Molecule: messenger RNA, 471 nt
Organism: Orbilia oligospora ATCC 24927
Lineage: Eukaryota; Fungi; Ascomycota; Orbiliomycetes; Orbiliales; Orbiliaceae
Exons: 3
Coding region: 1-471 (156 amino acids)
Cellular component (GO): cytoplasm
Molecular function (GO): 5'-deoxynucleotidase activity
Source: RefSeq, a predicted model, not a curated record